AAACGUGCUGCAUAGCAAUAGCAUACGCCUCUGAGGCGUUCGUCUCUGAAAAUCUAUAAUUGAUCCAGACCACGUCUCAUUUCUCCUCCUGCCGGACCACAAGCACCUGCCGCCCUUCUAUCCCUCGCCAUGGAAAUUAGGGUUUUCGCUUCUAUGAUCUUUGUGUUCCUUGUCAUCGCUUCUCCUUCGGUUAAAGUCGUUAGGUGUCAGGAUGAUUCUGCUGUCGCUGAUGUUGCUGAUGUUGAAGGAGGUGAUCUUGGCAUAGUUGGUGAUGAUUUCCAAGACUUCGGUGAUGGUUCUUUCAGUGCUGCACCUGGAGUGGGCACUAUAUGUGUGUUUCCAAAAAAUACUGCACGAUUGGUUGCUGCAGGAGAAGAAACUGAAUUAUUGGUUGGAAUGCAUAAUGAAGGUGAAGCAAAUAUAAAUAUUAUUGCAAUUAAGGCCAGUGUCCAUUAUCCUUUUGAUCAUCGCAUGCUUGUCCAAAAUCUCACUUCCCAGAGCUUCUACAAUGCUUCAGUUCCAGUUUCAGCUCAAGCUACAUUCCCCUACAUAUUUGCUGUAAGCAAAUACUUGCAGCCUGGAUCAUUUGAUUUGGUUGGUACCAUAUUGUAUGAGAUUGACCAACAGCCAUACCAGAGUACCUUUUACAAUGGUACCAUUGAAGUUGUCGAGUCUGGAAGUUUCCUUAGUGUUGAAUCUGUUUUCCUCGUCACCCUUGGACUUGCCCUGAUAGGUUUAUUCGGAUUUUGGGCAUAUAGUCAGGUUCAACUUUUUUCGAAGAAAACCAAGAAAGCACCAAAGGUGGAAGUCGGGACUGGGAUAACUGAUGCUAACAUGGACGAAUGGCUUCAGGGAACUGCAUAUUCUCAAUCCCUUUCAAGCAAGUCCAAGAAGAAAAAGUAGGUUAGAUCACGACCAUCUACGAUACGGAGGCUUGACAAGGAAACUCUGUUUUGAUCGGUUUGUAACGGCGAGACGAAGGCAAUGCUUGACAAUUUAGUUAUCAAUCUAGAUGUCAUGUGAGAUGUGGGAGAUCUUGAUUUAGCUGUAGUCAUGCAAGUAGCUUUCCUUGUUAUUUAUAAACUCUUGCUAGUUUCAGGACCAUUGCUUUACUAAUGUAUGAUGUGGAGGACUGACUACAUGGAAUAAUUUGUUGCUAUCACUGUUUUGGAAAAUAUUAAACCCUUAGUUGUUCAUGUUCGAUUAAAAAAAGAAUUCAUAAA
Molecule: messenger RNA, 1223 nt
Organism: Dioscorea cayenensis subsp. rotundata (Guinea yam)
Lineage: Eukaryota; Viridiplantae; Streptophyta; Magnoliopsida; Dioscoreales; Dioscoreaceae
Product: translocon-associated protein subunit alpha-like
Exons: 8
Coding region: 130-903 (257 amino acids)
Cellular component (GO): endoplasmic reticulum; endoplasmic reticulum membrane
Source: RefSeq, a predicted model, not a curated record